Limulus polyphemus (Atlantic horseshoe crab) is the source of this 989-nucleotide messenger RNA. Its product is annotated as E3 ubiquitin-protein ligase MARCH2-like. The transcript has 4 exons. Gene Ontology annotation, molecular function: zinc ion binding; ubiquitin-protein transferase activity. Gene Ontology annotation, biological process: protein ubiquitination. The record is from RefSeq and is a predicted model, not a curated record. NCBI's taxonomy places the organism in Eukaryota, Metazoa, Arthropoda, Merostomata, Xiphosura, Limulidae. Bases 1 to 960 code for a protein of 319 amino acids.
AUGUCUUGCAAGACUGAAGACCGCAGAGAACACUAUCCUCUCCUGUAUGGCUCUACCGUCGCAUCUAACGCAGAGACUGCGAAAUCGCCAUGCGAUCCAACUGCGCCCUCUGUCGGACCCACUACAAUUAGUAUUGGGCGGGUACAUGUCUAUAACUUUGGUUCUUCCAAAAACGCGGCCUCUACGGAUGGUCAGGCCCUUGGGACCAAGCGGUCAACGAGCAGCAGCAGUGGACCUUCUUGUCGAAUUUGUCACGAAGGAGACUCGUGCGAUAAACUAGUUUCUCCAUGUCACUGUUCAGGUUCAGUGGGUGUAGUACACUUGGACUGCAUGGAGAAAUGGCUUGGUACUGCCAAUACGGAUACUUGUGAAAUCUGCCGAUACAAGUUCCACAUCGUCCGAUCGUCGCGCUCCCUGCUGGAGUUCUUCUGUAGUGGUUCAGACCGCAGACACCAGAAGUCUCUGAUAGGAGAUGUCAUAUGUUUCCUGUUACUGACACCGCUUGUCGUUGUCAGUUCAUUUUUGUGUAUGGAAGGUGCUGUUCAACGCGUUUCAACUGACAAGUGGGAAGCCGGCUGUUUAAUGGGCUUGUCAAUAGUCUUGUUAAUGGUAUACGUCAUUUGGAGUGUUCUGACAGUUAGAUUCCAUUACAAAAACUGGAAAAUUUGGAAAACUUUAAACCAGAACGUGAAGGUGCUAUCGUAUAAUCGAACUGAAAAAAAAUCGGACCAGAAUAACAACCCCUCUGGAUCAGAACCAACUCAAAAUGACAGCGUUUUCAUGGGAGCUUCUCUUGUUUCAGUAGCCAGCGAAACUCAAAUAGCUAAUGUCUUAGCCAUUCCAUCACCCAGUAAUGAUGAUGAUAAUAAUGACCACAAAAUUUCACCACUGCAGAAGGAAACGAAAGGUCAAGAUCUUAACUUUGUAGAUAAAGGUCAACAGAUAGACACGCGAUUGUAAUUAUUUUAUAAGCAUUUUAGAAAUUAGAA